Messenger RNA from Aspergillus tanneri, 1062 nucleotides. Its product is annotated as SRR1 family protein. NCBI's taxonomy places the organism in Eukaryota, Fungi, Ascomycota, Eurotiomycetes, Eurotiales, Aspergillaceae. The transcript has 3 exons. The record is from RefSeq and is a predicted model, not a curated record. The coding region runs from base 1 to 1062 and encodes 353 amino acids.
AUGACCGAGGAAAAAUCUCAAGUCGUAUCGUUGGAGGAUGAAAUUGACCAUGAAACCCUGGGUAAAAUCCAGGACCGCCUCGCUCAUAUCAUGCGUCUCUGGCAAUCCGGGAAGCCAUUCUUCCCUCGUGCCUUACUCGAGGACCUGAACCGCCAGAUAGACGCCGGACAUGACGAGGUGCAUAUUCAGGACUUGGACGAGGUGCCUCAGACCUACAGUCUGAAAGUUCCUGCAUGGUGUGCUGAUUUUGCAAAUACCUACCGCAUCAACUACUCCAGCAUCCAAUACCUCGGCCAUUUGGCGCCCAUCUGUCCCGAACUAGCCCUGCGCCACGAUCACACCCCCGUGUCAAUCGGGUAUACACGCGCGCCUCCCCUGUCGACCUGUACAUUGGAUGAGGUGCGAGUCCGGUUCAGCCAGACUCGUCAUCUCUGGAUGGAAAGUACCACGCGACGAGAUCUGGAACAUCAUCUAUCGACGUUGACGUUGAGCGUGCCCGUGAACAAGAUCGUGUGUUUCGCUCUGGGAUCGCUCGCAUCGCGCAGUGACUCCCAUCCAUCCGGGAGCAGCGACGAGGACUGGCAUGUAACGCGCGCACAUGCCCAGCAUGCCGCUAUCGAGAGUAUGGUGUCCGUUCUGAGCGCGAGGGGAAUGGUCCAGUCUGAAGGUGUGAGGUGUUUCGCGCAGGACCCGGCGUACGAUGCUGUCGAUAAGGAGUUUCUGCGUGAGAUUGGAAUCGUGGUGCUGGAGGACCCUAAGGGGUUUCUCGAGGUGGAUUCAAACACGCUCGUCUUCUCUGUGAGUCCUAAUGUGCCUGUCAAGCAGAUCGUCGCGGACCUCCAGUGGCCGGCGGCGAUGGUUUGGAAUACUGUGUCCUUGGCUGAGAAGGAAGAUAAGACGUGGGUGAGGAAUGUCAAAAAGAACGGGGAGGUGUAUUGGACUAGUCCCUUUACUACGGAUCCGGACUGUGCGCGCGUGGGGAAUAUGGUGAAAGGAUAUGCCAGGGCGACGUUGAGUGAUGCGGAUGAGCUCUUUGGUGAUAUGACUAUAUACACGAAGUGA